Sorghum bicolor (sorghum) is the source of this 1596-nucleotide messenger RNA. Its product is annotated as transcription termination factor MTERF2, chloroplastic. Gene Ontology annotation, molecular function: double-stranded DNA binding. Gene Ontology annotation, biological process: regulation of DNA-templated transcription; chloroplast organization. Gene Ontology annotation, cellular component: chloroplast. The coding region runs from base 88 to 1092 and encodes 334 amino acids. Lineage: Eukaryota; Viridiplantae; Streptophyta; Magnoliopsida; Poales; Poaceae. The record is from RefSeq and is a predicted model, not a curated record. The transcript is spliced from 4 exons.
UCGAGGACUACCUCGUCGCUGCCUGCGGCCUCGCACCAGCCCAAGCCCGUGAGGUGUCCAAGAAGGUGUCCCGCGAGUUAUCCUCCAAUGGAUCCAGGAGAUCACUGGAUGAGCUCUCCUGCUCCCGCCUUCACUCCGCCUCCAACCCUGAUGCUAUCCUCGCGCUGCUCACCGGCGCCGGCCUCUCGCGCGACGACAUCGCCGCCGUCGUCUCCGCGGACCCGCUGCUCCUCCGCGCUUCCGGGCGACGUCGUUCCCAGGCUCGAGUUCUUCAUCUCCUUCUACGGCUCGUUUGAGAAGGCCCUGGUGGCCGCAAAGAGGAAUGGGAGCCUCCUCAACGCGAGCCUUGAGAGGCUAAUUGAGCCUAACAUCGCGUUGUUUCGUCAGUGGGGUGUUCGAGAUAUUGUCCAGCUAUGUUCAAACGUUCCGCGGGUGCUUACCUUCAACCUGGAACGCUUGAAGGAGUCUUUGCUACGGGCGGAACAACUUGGGGUGCCUCCCACUUCGGGGCUGUUGGGGCACGCAGUGUCCAUCGUUUCCUAUAUGUCUGAAGAGAAGGUUGCUGCCAAGCUUGAGUUCUUUAAGAGCACUCUUGGUUGUUCUGAUUCUGAGGUUUCAAUGGCAGUGUCUAAGCUGCCUAGUUUAUUAGGAAUCUCCGACGAGAUUCUUCUGCGCAAGAUUAAGUUCCUAGUCAAUGAAGCUAUGAUGGAGCCACGGUACAUUGUGGAAAGGCCUGUAGUGCUCUCAAUGAGCCUUGAGAAGCGACUAAUGCCCCGGCAUUAUGUCAUGAAGAUCCUGCAGGAAAAGGGAUUGCUGAAUAGCAAUACGAGCUUUUUGACAUUCGCUAAAUUAGGAGAGAAGAGUUUCAAAUUGAAGUUCAUCGAUUGUCACAAGGACUCUAUUCCUGGCCUUGCUGAUGCUUAUGCUACAGCUCGUACUGGGGCGAAGCUACAUAGUAAUCAGGGGGUGCAAAUGCACCCUCCAAAAAUUGUAAAAACAGUGAUUAGGUCCAAAAUUUCACCAUGUAUGCACCCCCCACGGAAGAUGUCUAUGCACCCACAAGCUAAGUGCACUCCCUCUAAUUUGCUCUAGCUUCGCCACUGAUUGUAUGAGACUGAACUGUUAGUUUCAGGUAGUGCCUGAAAGCGCUACUAAGAAGAAACUCUCUAUGAAGCAAUUUGCAUUGGUAAUUCCAGUGUUGCAAGAACAACAAAAUAUUCUUGAGUUCUAAACAAUAUUUUGGAUGCCCUGCCAUGUACCAUAGAUGGUUGUCAGUUUGGCCUCUAAAGGAAUGAGAUACUAAUAUGAAAACAAAUGGCAAGUUGUAACGGAGAUGACUUAAUAUGGGAGUACAGUACUAAUUUGUUCUUUCAUUCCUGGCAUCUUGACUUAGCUGCCUAAGCUUCUCCCUUCGUGUCUGGGCAAUGGUGCUGCAACAGAUCGGCUUACUGCACGUUGCACCAGGAGCCCAGGACUAUUGGUGGUGCGUUGCAGACAACCCGGUCCUGAAGCCGAGGUGUAAAGGCUUCAACACUUCUCUUUGUUUUUUUCACCUAGACAAUUUGGAAGCACCACAACCCUUGUGCUCCCUCCGUC